Messenger RNA from Rhineura floridana, 3259 nucleotides. RefSeq names its product zinc finger CCCH-type containing 14 (gene ZC3H14). Gene Ontology annotation, cellular component: nucleus; cytoplasm. The coding region runs from base 584 to 2686 and encodes 700 amino acids. Gene Ontology annotation, biological process: regulation of mRNA stability. The record is from RefSeq and is a predicted model, not a curated record. Lineage: Eukaryota; Metazoa; Chordata; Lepidosauria; Squamata; Rhineuridae. The transcript is spliced from 17 exons. Gene Ontology annotation, molecular function: metal ion binding; poly(A) binding.
GCCCGGCGCAGGGAGAGUCAGGCAGGAUAAAAGGAUUCCCUUCUUCCCUUCCCCCCCUCCAACAUCUCAACCGCUCCUCUUCCGUGGUGGGCCCAGACCUGCCCGCCGCCUCACCAUUUUAACUAGCAACCGUAUAGCGGGAUUUGGAAGCCCUUUUCCCCAAAACUGGCCGCAGUGAAGAGGCUUCCCUGUGGCUGCCAAUAAUGAGUUCAGUCGCCCUCCACGACGCCCUUCAAUCCAUAGAAAUAAUAGACGCCUCCAGCCCCGGAACGCUGGGUGGCCCACAAAACAAACCUCAAGCUUGUAAGGCGGUCUGUUUCUCUGGUCGCAUAUUCUGAAGCUUGUAGGACAGGGGUUCUGGAAAAGCUUGCUUGUAUCUACCUGGGCAAAUAUCCCCACACUCGUAGGGCAGGAAGCUGUGGAAAGACUUGAUUCUGUCUAUCUGGACAGAUAUCCCCAGGCUUGUAGGGUAGGAUACUAUGGAAAUCCAUCUGUCUUCUCAAUUGCUCACCUUUCCAGUGCUAUAAAAGGGAAGCUACAGGAACUGGGAGCAUAUGUGGAUGAAGAGCUCCCUGAUUAUAUCAUGGUCAUGGUGGCCAACAAGAAGAGCCAGGAGCAGAUGACUGAGGACCUUUCCCUCUUUCUAGGAAACAACACUGUGAGAUUCACUGUAUGGCUUCAUGGUGUGCUAGAUAAGCUUCGGUCUGUAACUACAGAGCCCCCCAACCUAAAAUCUUCUGAAUCAAACAUCUUUGAGAGCAGCCUGCCUUCUGUCAAAAGCACAUCAAGUGGGAGUGAGGAGAGAAGUGGGGAGGAAAUCCUACAGCCCCUCACAGUCUCAAGUUCUCGGCCAGAGAAGACUGACUCUCGAGUUUCAACUAGCUCCCAGGAACAGAGAGCUUCUGCCUCCCGGCAGUCUCACCAAGAUGGCUCCCCAUCCCUCUUGAUGUCAACUGUGAAACCUCUGAGGGAGCUGUCACCUUUGGAAGCUGUGAUCGACAUUAAGCCUGAACCAGAUGAUCUCAUUGAUGAAGACCUCAGUUUUGUGCAGGAGAAUCGGUUGCCCCGGAAGAAGCCACUCGUAACGGUAACUUAUGGCUCCUCCCGCCCAUCUGCCGAAAUCUACCGCCCGCCAGCUAGUAGAGGCGCUGAAGGCAACAUGCACUUGCAGAGAUUGCCACAACAGAGUAACCUACAGACUGGCAAACAGCUUGAUGUACAGGGUGGCAGGUCACUGGAAACCAUCCAGCUCUGCGAUCCAGACGUGUUUGGCAACUUGGCUGAGAGUUACAGGCCCACUGCCAAAGGGAAUGCUGAUAAAAUUAGCAGUGAGGAAGAAAAUUUGAGGAAGAGGAAACUCCCCAUUGUAAGCUCCAUAGUCCGAGUGAAACAGUUCAGCAAUGAUGGGGAGGAGGAGGAGGAGGAGGAGGAGGAGGAAGAUGAUGGGCUCCGACUGGGAGGCAUUUCCAGCAGCGUCUCUGUGCCGGCAAAACCUGAAAGAAGGCCUUCGCUGCCGCCUUCCAAACAGGCCAAUAAGAAUUUAAUAUUGAAAGCUAUAUCUGAAGCUCAGGAAUCAGUUACAAAGACAACUAAUUAUGCUACAGUCCCAGCAAAGCAGACGGUUCCCGUGGCUCCCAGGACCCGAACCUCCCAAGAGGAAACCUUUCUGGAAGUGAUUCAUGGCCAGAGCCGUCCAUCCAGAGCAGACUCCCAGAUACAAGAAGAAGAGCCGAAGGAACAAGCAUUGGGGAGAGUUCCAGGAACCCAGCAAAGGCAGCUCUUUUCCCGUCUCCAGAUUGAACCAGCCAUCGAAGAAACAUUACAAAAGACCCAAGAUUACUAUGACGUGGAAUCAGUGGUCCACACGGACACGAGAUCAUUUAUCCUGAAGAAGCCCAAGCUGUCUGAGGAGAUAAUGGCACCCCAGAACCUGGAAGUCGGGAAGAGGGCCACAGAGGCCUUUCAGGCACUUUCAGGAUGCCUCAUACAGACAAGAGAGCUGCUUGUGCAGCCAGAGAAGCCUGCUAGUCCCAAAUUCAUAGUGACCUUGGACGGAGUCCCCAGCCCUCCAGGAUACUUGUCUGAUCAAGAGGAGGAAGAAAUGAGUCUUAUGGAAGGGGUACGGCCAGUUCCCCCCAAAGCAACAGCCAGCAAGGGAUUAAGAAGCCUUCGUUCACAACAGAUGCACAUUAUAUCCAGACAGCUGGAAAGCACUGAUGUAGAAAUGGAGGAGGUGGGCGUCCCACACAAAGCAGAGAAAGUACCUGAGCGUUGCAAGUACUGGCCAGCCUGCAAAAAUGGAGAUGAAUGUGCCUUCCAUCAUCCCACACUGCCAUGCAAAGUCUUUCCCAAUUGCAAAUUUGCUGACAAGUGCUUGUUCAUCCAUCCAAAUUGUAAAUAUGAUGCUAAGUGCACCAAGCCAGACUGCCCUUACACUCACGCCAGUCGGCGGGCCCCAUUGCCACCUCCUAAACCAGCUCCACCUCCAGUACCGCCACCAUCUUCUACCAGCCAACUUUGCCGAUUUUUCCCUGCCUGUAAGAAAAUGGAAUGCCCUUUCUACCAUCCCAAACAUUGUAGGUUUAACACCCAAUGUACCAGAGUAGACUGUACGUUCUAUCAUCCUGCUGUUUCUGUACCACCACGUCAUGCCUUAAAAUGGACUCGAACCCAAACUAGCGAAUGAAUCAUACAACCCAUUAAACGUUCACCAUUGUAUUAUGAUGGAAAGAUGCUCACUGAUGGAAGAAAGUGCUGCAAAUGUUAAUGCAGAUGCCAGACCUUGAAUCUAUAUUGUUUCAUAAAAUGAUGUUAAUUGCAUACUUGAAAUGUGAAAUUUUCAAAACUUGUAUAUUUAAUACCUGGUUUUACAUAUUUUUUACUGUAAAAAUGUCUGUAGGGAAGAGGAGUUUGCUUUAACAUUAAUAAAAAUGUCAAGGCAUGAAUUUUAUCCUGCUUAUGUUGGGAUGGUGUCUUUUUUCUUUUGCUCACAGUUUUACAGUUGUGGACCAUCCAUUCCAAGACUGGAAGAAUUUAUUACUUAUUACAAAGAAGUUAUUUCUUUGAGGAAAUUGCUCUUAAGUAAUAUAACAUGACUCGUGUGCUUUUGAGAAAACACCAUCUUUAGUAUGGGCCCCCUCAGCUUAUAGAGCAGUGGUUCUUAACCUAUUGUGGGUCAUGGACCCCUUUUGAGAAUCUGAUGAAAAUGUGGAGUCCAUAAAUAAAUAAAUGCAAUUUAUUUUAUUGCAUUGGAAAUUGA